AUGCAUUGGGGGUUAUUGUUUAUUUUAGGAGGUGGAUUCGCAAUGGCGGAUGCUGCUAAAGAAAGUGGAAUGACUGGACUUAUAGCUAAUUCCCUUAAGUCGUUUUUACAAAAUGACAGAAUCUACAUACUUAUAGUUUGUAUUGGUAUGGCCUCAAUUAUUACCCAUUUCUUAUCCAGCAACGUUGCUUACGUAACUAUUCUUACACCUAUUAUUAUGGAUAUAUCCGUAGUGGCUUAA
Messenger RNA from Diabrotica balteata, 240 nucleotides. NCBI's taxonomy places the organism in Eukaryota, Metazoa, Arthropoda, Insecta, Coleoptera, Chrysomelidae. The record is from the annotation of a GenBank genome assembly.